GUAUGCCUCAGAUUCCAACACAGAUAACAAGACCGGUUACUGGGUAGUACAAGCACUGUAGAGCUUAUACACUGGAUGACACACUGCAACAGAACACUUCCUUUCUUGUUAUCGGAUACACUUUAUGUUAUAUCAAGAGCGACUAGAUACUCUCACAGUCUUAAAAAGAACUUCAAACGGAAAGGUAUUUUAUACACUGGAUAACUUGUAAAAAUGAACAGCUCUGAAAACUACACAUCAGAUUAUGGGGACAAUCCCACAGAUUACAACUAUGACAUUGAAGAGCCAUGCGAGAUGAUAAACCAUCACACGGUAGAAAGAGCACUGAGGCCAUAUGUCCACUCUGUCAUCUGCAUUCUGGGCUUCAUCGGCAACGUCCUGGUGAUCAUCACCUACGCCUUCUACAAGAAGUCCAAGUCCAUGACGGAUGUCUACCUUCUCAACAUGGCCAUAGCAGACUUGCUGUUUGUGGUGGCCCUGCCUCUGAUCAUCUACAACGAGUACAGUGAUUGGUCCAUGGGGACAGAGGUCUGCAAACUGCUUCGCGGGGCCUACAGUGUCAACCUCUACAGCGGCAUGCUGCUGCUAGCCUGCAUCAGUACUGACCGCUUCAUCGCCAUCGUCAUGGCCCGCCGCUCCUUCAGGCUGCGCUCCCGAGCCCUCCUCUACGGCCGCAUCGUCUGCGCUCUGGUCUGGGUCCUGGCCCUCUUCCUGUCCAUCCCCACCUUCCUCUACUACGAGAGAUACAUGCCAUCACACAGCAAUGUCUCAUUUGAGGGGCACAGGGUGUUUUUCUUGAAUGAGACCAUCGAGGAUGAUUUCACCGUCUCGCCGGUGUGUGAGUUUAGGUUCCCAGACAUUGAGACGGCCGAUAAGAUGAAAGUCCUGAUCCCUAGCACCCAGAUGGCCAUAGGGUUCUUCCUCCCCUUACUGAUCAUGGGAUUCUGCUACACCAGCAUCAUCAUCACCCUGCUCCGGGUCAGGGGCUUCCAGAGACACAAGGCAGUGCGAGUAGUGCUGGCCGUGGUGGUGGUCUUCAUCGCCUGCCACCUGCCUUUCAACAUUGCCCUGCUCUACGACACCAUCACAUUGUUCCAUUUGCAGGACUGCAAGGAUGUUGACCUUCUCCACACCAUCAAGGCGGUCACGGAGAGCGUUGCCUACCUGCACUGCUGCCUCAACCCCGUCCUGUAUGCCUUUGUAGGGGUGAAGUUCAGGAACCACUUCAGGAAGAUCGUGGAGGACCUCUGGUGCCUGGGGAAGAAGUACAUCCAGCCCAGGCGCUUCUCUAGGGUCACAUCGGAGAUGUACGUCUCCUCCACACGCCGCUCUGUGGACGCUUCCUCCACAGACGCCUCCUCUUUCACCAUGUGAAGACUUCCGAUUGUUAUAUUGUUUAGUCUAUCAUAUCACCAGGAAUGUAUUAUAAUUAAGCCGGUCUGAAAUUUCAAGAACAGAGGGGGAUCAAGGAAAGCCACACAGAGUAAUGAUCAAUGUUUUUGGUUGUUUUGUGUUUGUUUGCAAAUACUCUAGGGCACCUAUCGGAUACCAGACAGGUGUACCAGAGUACAGUUGUCAUUUUAUAAAUCUCAUUUAGAAAUGCCUCAUGGCCGCCUGAAGCCCAAUCAUGUCGAAUAAUGAAUGUUUUGUUGCGAGAGUGAUCAGCACGUAGAAUAAUAUGUAUGAACUGUAUAUUGGCAGAUUUUUCCAUUAUCAACGUUUGAGAUGUUGUUAUUACUGUUUUUGCAUGAAGCCAUAGAGAAAACAGCUUGGAUGGGAUGUUUUUCUCACACUCCUCAGGAAAUGUAUUGCGUAUUAUUUUAAACUAAUUAAACAUUUUACAGACUGUG
Hypomesus transpacificus is the source of this 1850-nucleotide messenger RNA. RefSeq names its product chemokine (C-C motif) receptor 6a (gene ccr6a). Lineage: Eukaryota; Metazoa; Chordata; Actinopteri; Osmeriformes; Osmeridae. The transcript is spliced from 2 exons. Gene Ontology annotation, biological process: immune response; G protein-coupled receptor signaling pathway; chemotaxis. The coding region runs from base 214 to 1374 and encodes 386 amino acids. Gene Ontology annotation, molecular function: chemokine receptor activity. Gene Ontology annotation, cellular component: membrane. The record is from RefSeq and is a predicted model, not a curated record.